AUGCAAUCUAAGCCGAGAUUUCUUCUUAUGGAUAAAGAUGACCUUGUUUGGCAGAAACUAGACGAAGAGACUGAGGAAUGGGACAAGUUAAUUCGCAGAGAGGAGACCUACCGCGAUAUCGGCAACAUUAUUCUAAAAUAUCGGCAAGGCAAACCAGAAAUGAUGCACGCAGUGGUCAAGGGAGGAUAUAAUGUUAUUUACAGGCUCGAAUAUAGCGAUGGCUCGUCCGUUAUACUGAGGAUUCCAAUCAAAGGCGUCGUUCCACUUCCCGACGAGAAAGUCGGCUAUGAAGUAGCCACAAUGAAAUAUGUUGCCGCCCAUACCACCAUUCCGGUUCCUCACGUAUACCAUUACGCGAUGGCCGCCGAAAACCCGACAGGUCUUGGCCCGUUCAUCAUCAUGGACUACAUUGAGCAUCAUCAGAACAUGUCUAGGGUGCUUCUUGACCCAGAACGCAGAGCUGAUGAGCGCCCUAUUUUAAACCCUGCAAUCAGCGAGGAAUAUGUCGAGCAUUUGUAUGCUCAGAUGGCUAAUAUCCUACUACAACUAGCCAGUUUGAGAUUUCCUCGCAUUGGCUCGCUGGUGGACGAUGGCAAGGAGCCUAUUUCUGUGAAGGGACGCCCUUGGAUCGAAAAUAUGGGUGACAUUAUCGUGCACACUAAUGCGCCAUUAAGCACGCUGCCACCCCAGACCUAUGCCUCGGCAGACGAGUGGUACCACGCUCUUGCAGACAUGCACAUGGCCCAGUUCGCAUUCCAAGGUAACGAUGCCGUGGAGGAUGAGGAUGAUGCCCGGGAUAAAUAUAUCGCUCGCCAGCUGUUCCGGAACCUCUGCAUUCAACAGCGCUUGUGGCGAGACUCGGAACAAUUCGACGGAGAUUUCCGAUUGUACUCUGAGGACCUUCGUCCGGCGAAUGUCCUCCUAGAUAAGGAUAUGCGAGUCGUCGGCGUCAUAGACUGGGAGUUUGCGUAUGCAGCUCCCGUGCAGUUCAGCUUUGAUCCUCCGUGGUGGUUGCUUCUAGAGGAACCCGAAUAUUGGCCUGGUGGCUAUCGUGCAUGGAUGGAUGCCUACGAAUCUCGAUUUCAGACCUUUUUACGUGCAUUGGAGGCCGAGGAGGAGAAAAUGAAGCGCGCGGCACUUGCUGAACGGGGCAACAGCUUGCCACGGACCGAUGAAGAGGUGGAACCGCCGCUGUCUCGGCGUAUGCGUGAUAGCUGGGAGAAGCAGACGUGGAUGCUCAACUACGCGGCCAGGAAAAGCUGGGCGUUUGAUUUUAUCUGGUGGAAAUUCCUGGACGAGAAAUACUUUGGGUCCAACGAGCAUGAGGACCACGUAGCCAGGCUCAAGCUGCUUUCUGCCUCACAACAGAAGGUGAUGGAACGAUUCGUGGCCCGCAAGAUGGAAGAAAGAACCAGGCGAGAUAUUGUUGAGUGGGGUGAUGAAGAAUCCGCCAAAUAUCUGGCUGAAUUGCUCACUUGA
Molecule: messenger RNA, 1479 nt
Organism: Metarhizium brunneum ARSEF 3297
Lineage: Eukaryota; Fungi; Ascomycota; Sordariomycetes; Hypocreales; Clavicipitaceae
Source: RefSeq, a predicted model, not a curated record